Molecule: messenger RNA, 3239 nt
Organism: Raphanus sativus (radish)
Lineage: Eukaryota; Viridiplantae; Streptophyta; Magnoliopsida; Brassicales; Brassicaceae
Product: PH, RCC1 and FYVE domains-containing protein 1
Exons: 10
Coding region: 1-3207 (1068 amino acids)
Molecular function (GO): metal ion binding
Source: RefSeq, a predicted model, not a curated record
AUGAAGACAGAUGGAAUGGCAGAUCCUGCUAGUUAUGUCUAUCAUGAGCGUGACAUCGACCAGGCACUUAUCGUUUUGAAAAAGGGAACUCAAUUAGUCAAGUACAGUCGAAAAGGGAAACCUAAGUUCCGUGCAUUCAGGCUAUCUCCGGAUGAAAAAACGUUGAUUUGGUUUUCGCAUGGAGAAGAAAAAGGUUUGAAGUUAGCUGAAGUUUCUAGAAUAGUCCCUGGACAAAGAACUCCUGUUUUUAAGAGAUUUUUACGUCCAGAGAAAGACCACUUAUCAUUUUCACUUUUAUUCAAUAACAGAGAAAGGUCACUUGAUUUGAUUUGUAAAGACAAAGCUGAGACUGAGAUUUGGUUUGCUGGCCUUAAGUAUUUAAUCGAAAGAAGUCGUAAUAGACGUGCAAGAAGUGAGAUACCUGAGAUAAACGACAGUGACUACUUCUCCGCUGGUCGUCAAUCAAUAGACGUUUUUCCAAGCAAUAUACCACGAGGUAGAACAUCAAUUGAUCUAGGCUCAGAUGUUGGAUAUGAACGUGGAAACAUGUUAAGACCAAGUACUGAUGGUUUUCGGAUUAGUGUCUCAAGCACACCAAGUUGUUCAAGUGGAGGUUCUGGUCCAGAUGAUAUCGAAUCAUUAGGUGAUGUGUACGUUUGGGGUGAAGUUUGGAGCGAUGGGAUACUACCAGAUGGGACAGUUGCAAAAGAGACGGUGAAAACAGAUGUCUUAACUCCAAGACCCUUGGAAUCAAACGUUGUUCUUGAUGUUCACCAGAUUGUUUGCGGUGUAAGACACGUCGCGCUUGUGACAAGACAAGGAGAAGUGUUUACUUGGGGAGAAGAAGCUGGAGGUAGGCUUGGACAUGGUAUUCAAGUAGACAUUAGUCGUCCGAAACUAGUCGAGUUUCUUGCUCUAACCAACAUAGACUUCGUUGCUUGUGGAGAAUACCACACUUGUGUUGUAUCAACCUCCGGAGACUUGUUUUCAUGGGGAGAUGGAAUCCACAAUGUUGGGCUUUUAGGACAUGGUAGUGAUAUUAGCCACUGGAUACCAAAAAGAGUCUCUGGUCCUUUAGAAGGUCUUCAGGUGCUUUCUGUCGCGUGUGGCACUUGGCAUUCAGCUUUGGCCACUGCAAACGGGAAGCUAUUCACGUUUGGUGAUGGUGCGUUUGGCGUUUUAGGACACGGAAACAGAGAGAGUGUUUCGUGUCCUAAGGAAGUAGAGUCUUUAAACGGUUUGAAAACGGUAAAAGUUGCUUGUAACAUUUGGCAUACCGUGGCCAUAGUCGAGGUUAUGGGACAGACCGGUACGAGUAUGUCAUCUAGGAAGUUGUUUACUUGGGGCGAUGGUGACAAAAAUAGGUUAGGGCAUGGGAACAAAGAGACUUACUUGCUACCCACGUGUGUCUCUGCACUUAUUGACUACAAUUUUCAUCAGAUCGCAUGUGGGCAUACAUUUACCGUCGCACUCACAACCUCAGGACACGUUUUCACAAUGGGUGGGACUUCACAUGGUCAGCUAGGUAACUCAAUCUCUGAUGGUAAGUUACCUUGCUUGGUGCAAGAUCGAUUAGUGGGAGAGUUUGUGGAAGAAAUAGCUUGUGGGGAUCACCAUGUGGCGGUUUUGACAUCAAGAAGUGAAGUAUUCACAUGGGGGAAAGGUGCUAAUGGAAGAUUAGGACAUGGUGAUACAGAUGAUAGAAGAACACCAACUUUAGUUGAAGCUUUGAGAGACAGGCAUGUUAAAAGCUUAUCUUGCGGCUCAAACUUCACAUCAAGUAUAUGCAUUCAUAAAUGGGUAUCCGGAGCAGAUCAGUCAAUCUGCUCCGGAUGUCGCCAAGCUUUCGGGUUUACCCGAAAGCGACAUAACUGUUAUAACUGUGGUUUAGUCCAUUGUCAUGCUUGUAGUUCAAAGAAGGCUUUGAAAGCAGCAUUGGCUCCAACACCCGGUAAACCACACCGUGUGUGCGAUGCGUGUUACAGCAAACUUAAAGCCGCUGAAUCUGGCUAUGUAUCUAAUGGAAAUAGAACUACCGUUACAACCCCUGGACGAUCAAUGGAUGGUUCGGUAAGAAUAGAUAAAGGAACAACAAGGUCAUCUAAAGUUCUCUUGUCGGGAAUUACAGAAUCAGGCAGGACUUCAAGGCUUGGAGUUAGACCUGAUGCUUCUUCUAGUGUCCGUGCCUCGCAAGUUCCUUCUCUCCAACAACUUAAAGACAUUGCAUUCCCGGCAUCACUAACCGCGAUCCAGAACGCUUUAAAACCUGUUGCUCCUACUGCUGUUCCAGCUCGUUUACUUGUUGGACCUAUGGCAUCUCCUCCACCUGCAAGAUCCUCAUCGCCUUUACCUGCAAGAUCUUCCUCUCCUUACGCAAGAAGAUCGAGCCCUCCACGGACUUCUGGAUUUUCCAGGAGUGUUAUUGAUAGUUUAAAGAAGACUAACGAAGUUAUGAACCAAGAAAUGACAAAACUACAGAGUCAGGUUAAGAAUUUGAAACAGAAAUGUAAUAAUCAAGGAACAGAGAUCCAAAGAUUCCAAAAAGCAGCUAAAGAAGCUUUUGAAUUAGCUGCUAAGCAAUCUUCUAAACAUAAAUCAGCAACAGAAGCCCUAAAAACUGUGGCAGAACAGUUGAAAGGGUUGAAGGAGAAAUUACCACCCGAAGUAUCAGAGAGUGAGGCUUUUGAGUCCAUUAACUCUCAGGCUGAAGCUUAUCUAAACGCAAACGAAGUAACAGAAACAUCUGUACUUACAACUUCGAUACUUGAUCAACAAGAAACAUCUCCUACUGGAAACACACAAGAUCAAAAGAUUGAUGAACAAGUAUCAUCUAACUCAAGUAUAUCCGAGACAUCAAAGCCAGUGCCGACCGAAUCUUCUUCAUCAUCAUCAUCAAGAACAGGUGGAAAAGAAAGUAAAGAACAGUUUGAACCUGGUGUUUAUGUGACUUUUGCGGUAGAUACGAAUGGUAACAAGAUCUUCCGACGAGUUAGAUUCAGUAAAAAGAGAUUUGACGAACAUCAAGCAGAAGAUUGGUGGACUAAAAACAAAGAUAGGUUGCUAAAAUGGUAUAGUCCAAAUUCAUCAUCGAGUCCAAUGGCUUCUGAUUCAUCUAUUGCUCCUCCACCACGAUCUGAGAAUGAACCACCGUCCGAUUCAUCAGUCCCUGAGAAGGACAAUGAGGCAGAACCAGAUUCUGAAGUAUAACCAUGUGUGUUAGUUAUAAGAUUGUUUUUUUG